UCUUCCCACUGUCCAUCUCGGCAGGACUUCGGCUCGAUAAUGAUUGUGAAAAACAGAAUCCCGGGUCACUUUACUACCAACAGGCUUCGUCACUUAGGAAUCACGAAGACAAUGAAAUCUUUCAAGUGACUGUACGUCAUGCAACCAAAGGCCAUGUGACGUUGCCUUUUAGCGGCUACCAGAUUCGUGAUGGAUUCAAUGAAAUUCUCAACAAGAAUCGUCAUCACCAAUCUGGUGAAUACGGAAGCGAACUUAGUAGAUUGGAAGAUAUCUUAUGGCCACCCGAUCGCCCGCUUCCAUAUCCAGCUUGGGGCGCGAUCAAGACUCGUCUUCGUAUAGUUAGUUUACAACAGUAUGCUAAUUUGAUUGUAGCGUUGACAGAACUGGUGCAAAAUCAGCUGAAAAUUCAUUGCUACAACACCGUCGGAAACUUCUUAACAUUCUAUGAGAGUUACAAAGAACGAAAGGACUUGACCAAGUCACUUGAAGACUUCUAUCAUGAAUACAUUCCUCCCAUCACUUCGAAGCACCAUACAUGCGUCGGUUUGGGCUUGGACUUGGCGGAGAAGAUAAUGGAAUUAGAAAAGACUUACCCUGGUAUCGGAUCGGCUCUCUUUCUAGCUUCAUGCGAAGAGGAUAUUGGAAACGUAAAUCGAUACGUUUCGACUCCAACUCCAGAUACCCGCACGUCUGAAAAAGAACAUGUCGUCAUUGCUUUGAACAUCGAACUGGAAGAUCGUGUAGGCGUUUUAAUACUAGAUACUGGUUACCACGUCCCUCAACCUGUGACAGUCAUGGAAGAUGGUCUCUACCCUCACACUGGCUGGUUCAAGCCUGGUGGCACUAGUCGAUCACGACGCCUCUAUAAUUAUACAUUCCAUCCAAGUGGCCGCUACGUACUCUGGGAUGUCAAGGAAACCCGCAAAGGAAUUGAGGAAUGUGAAUCUGCUCUCAUUUACACGCAUCAGGCGUUUCUAUCUCCAGUUGACUGCACAGAGCGACGCAACCUGGUUUACAACUUCAAGUCAUUAUUGAAGCGAGACGCAUCAGGGAAAGUUCUUGCUGGGUUAUACUUUGGGUUGAAGCCUUUUGACCGUGGCUUUUUCUCACUGUUCUAUCAAGACGAAAAUCAAAAACAAAUUGAUUUUAAAAUAAGUUUCUCCGAUGUUUACAAUGAACGCGAUCUAUCGGAAGCGACAUUAGAGAAUUUACUUCAUUGUCAAACCCAGUUGGAACUUCGUGAUGGUUUGAUUGAACUCCUGAAGAAAAUAUCAUUAGCUUUAAACAAUGCAGAGUUCAUGCAACAGCUGCUGACUAUUAAUCAGCGCAUCGUUAUUUUGGCGGAAAAUAACUAAAUUCUUUCUAUUGUUUGAAUUCUUCCACGGCGAUUUCGUCUAUUCGUUUUCUAACUUUUUAGUUUCUAUCACAAAAAUCUUUAAAUUAGUACACUAAUGUUUAGCUGAUAUACGUUUGGGUUAAUUCUGAAUACUACUUUGUUUCUACAAAAAAAAAACGUAGUUUCGUACGAAAAGGCAAAAUACAACCAUUAGAAAAUCAUAA
Molecule: messenger RNA, 1560 nt
Organism: Daphnia pulicaria
Lineage: Eukaryota; Metazoa; Arthropoda; Branchiopoda; Diplostraca; Daphniidae
Exons: 6
Coding region: 573-1355 (260 amino acids)
Source: RefSeq, a predicted model, not a curated record